Molecule: messenger RNA, 807 nt
Organism: Zeugodacus cucurbitae (melon fly)
Lineage: Eukaryota; Metazoa; Arthropoda; Insecta; Diptera; Tephritidae
Product: forkhead box protein I3-like
Exons: 2
Coding region: 214-807 (197 amino acids)
Biological process (GO): regulation of transcription by RNA polymerase II; cell differentiation; anatomical structure morphogenesis
Molecular function (GO): DNA-binding transcription factor activity, RNA polymerase II-specific; RNA polymerase II cis-regulatory region sequence-specific DNA binding
Source: RefSeq, a predicted model, not a curated record
CUCAAUAACUCUCAACCAAAGUACAUCGAAUAUUGAGUCACAGUGACUCCCUAACUUCGAUCAUAUAAAUACCCAAGAUUCGUAAGGAUUCUUCAGUAGACAGCAUUUACAUCUCAUACAACACAUUGAAAAACAAGCUCUCUUCUUCUGCACAAACAUCCUCAAGGGUCAUACUUCGCUUCAAGUCCACAGUUCAUUUACUUGUAAAGGAAAAUGUCACCAAUAUUCGAGUCGAGCUUUUCCAUACGCAGCAUACUCUCAAACGACGAAGACAAUAAGGAACUACCCUUACCGAUGCAAACCGACAUAAGACCGAAUUACACCUACUCCGCGUUGGUGACGAUGGCCAUACGGAGCAGCCCGGAGCAGAAACUAACAUUGAGUUGCAUCCAACAAUGGAUCAUGGACAAUUUUCCGUACUAUCGAAAAGAUCAACGCGGCUGGCAGUGCCAGAUUCGUCAUACGCUCACAACGAAUUCCUGCUUCAUGAAGAUACCACGUCCGCCAAACGAUCCCGGAAGCGGAAAUUAUUGGACCGUAAACCCAGAGGUAGAGUCUAUUAAGAAGAGUGCGUCACCUGGACUAACACUAGUCAGCCCAAAUGCAUUUGACUCCAAAUAUAACGUCAAUCAAGUAAUGGCACAGGGGGUGCCACAUCCACAAAUGCCAACGGCUAUAUAUUUUCCAACGUCACAAGAAAUUGAGCGGACGCAACAAAUGAUGAUGAAACAUGCGCUGCAAGAACAGCACGAAUGGUUCUUAUAUUAUAAUAAUACAACUAAUAUCACCUACUUUUUAACCAGUUAA